Coffea eugenioides is the source of this 2015-nucleotide messenger RNA. Its product is annotated as sugar transport protein 14. Gene Ontology annotation, biological process: monosaccharide transmembrane transport. Gene Ontology annotation, molecular function: monosaccharide transmembrane transporter activity. NCBI's taxonomy places the organism in Eukaryota, Viridiplantae, Streptophyta, Magnoliopsida, Gentianales, Rubiaceae. The transcript has 4 exons. The record is from RefSeq and is a predicted model, not a curated record. Gene Ontology annotation, cellular component: membrane. Bases 271 to 1833 code for a protein of 520 amino acids.
ACAAACUACAACAUGCAUUCCCAAAUGUACCAAGACUUCCGCAGUUUGAGUAGUUCAUCUUUAUCCAAUUUAACCAAUUUAGGACUCAAAUCUCUCUAUUUAAUGUCAACAACAAUUGUCGUCUCCUGUCAAGAUUCUGCGAGCUCUUCCUGAUCAGCUCCUCCCUGUAUUUCCUCGUUCACGAAGAAACUCACGAUAGGCAGAAGAAACGAAUACUCCUGGGAGGAAACGGUCAGUUUUACCUUUCUGGGAAGAAGACUUGAAGCUACAAUGGCUGGCGGGGCAUUUGUUGACGGAGGAGGAUCGAGGGCUGCUCACUAUGAGUAUAAGAUUACGUCAUAUUUUAUCACUGCUUGCCUUAUUGGCUCUUUUGGAGGAUCCCUCUUUGGCUACGAUUUGGGCGUUUCUGGAGGAGUGACUUCAAUGGAUGACUUCUUGAUAAAAUUCUUCCCCAAAGUGUACGAAAGGAAACACCACCAUUUGACUGAAACAGAUUAUUGUAAAUAUGAUAAUCAGGUUCUCACUCUCUUUACCUCCUCCCUGUACUACGCUGCACUUCUUUCAACUUUGGGGGUGUCAUACGUGACCAGAAAUAAGGGCAGGAGGAUGAGCAUUAUGUGUGGGGCAGUCAGCUUCUUUGCUGGAGGACUUAUCAAUGCAGCAGCCGAGAACAUUGCGAUGCUGAUCAUUGGCCGAUGCCUGCUUGGUGUCGGCAUUGGGUUUGGGAAUCAGGCGGUCCCUCUGUAUCUUUCAGAAAUGGCACCUGCUAAAAUCCGAGGAGCAGUUAACCAACUGUUUCAACUAACAACCUGCUUGGGAAUCCUUGUUGCCAACUUAAUAAAUUAUGGUGUCCAAAGCAUUCAUCCAUGGGGCUGGAGGUUAGCCCUCGGUUUAGCCAUGGUUCCUGCUGCUAUAAUGUUCGUUGGUGGACUUUUUGCUCCAGAGACCCCAAACAGUCUUGUUGAACAGGGUAAACUAGACGAAGCAAGAAAGGUGCUGGAGAAAGUGAGAGGGACACCUAACGUGGAUGCUGAAUUUGCUGACCUAUUAGAAGCAAGCGAAGCAGCACGAGCUAUAAAGAAUCCGUUCUCAAAUCUGUUAAAGAGGAAGAACCGCCCCCAGCUUAUAAUAGGAUCCCUUGGUAUUCCAGCGUUCCAACAGCUCACUGGCAAUAACUCCAUUCUUUUCUAUGCCCCUGUCAUAUUCCAGAGCUUAGGUUUUGGGUCCAAUGCCUCCCUUUACUCCUCUGUCAUUACAAAUGGUGCACUAGUUGUAGCUGCCUUGAUCUCUAUGUCUCUCGUUGACAAGUUUGGCAGGAGAAAAUUUUUCCUCGAAGCUGGUUGUGAAAUGAUAAUCACCAUGGUUGCUGUUGGUGUUACGCUGGCUUUGAAAUUUGGAAAGGGUGAGGAGCUCUCCAAAGGAAUUAGUGCUUUCCUUGUCAUUAUGAUCUUCGUGUUCGUUCUGGCUUAUGGAAGGUCCUGGGGUCCUCUGGGUUGGUUAGUUCCAAGUGAGAUCUUUCCCCUGGAGACGAGGUCGGCUGGCCAAAGUAUUGUCGUUAGCGUGAAUAUGCUCUUCACGGCUCUUGUUGCUCAGUUUUUCCUGAAAGCUCUCUGCGGACUUAAAUUCGGUAUCUUUUUGCUGUUUGCUGGUCUAAUAAUUUUCAUGAGCUGCUUUGUAUACUUCCUCUUGCCCGAGACCAAGCAAGUCCCAAUAGAGGAGAUCUAUUUGCUGUGGCAAAGCCACUGGUUUUGGAAGAGGUACUGCGCACCUGAUGGCAAUGAAGAUGGACAGGAGAUACAAAAACCAAGAAAACCCAAUAAUGAAACAGCCUAGAGAAUAGGUCUGAGGGAGCUACUUUCUUUCUGUGCCUAAUUAUUUUGCGUCCUGACAUACCUAGGGCACAUUUUCUUUUGCUUUUGUGUUUAUGGGUCUGUGCUUUUUCCUUGUUUGGAUAAUUUUACUUCAAGAAUGGGGAAGUACAAGUCAUAAUCUGAUAAGCAGAUUUACAUGUAAUA